AUGCAGCUCCCGCUCCUGGUGCUGCUGGCUGCCUGGGCCAGUCCCCGCUGCGCAGACGUGCGCGCAGACGCUGCUCCCUCUGCCGACCAGAGCAGCCGGCUGCGCACAAAGUGGCAGGUUUCUCUCCGAGAGGCCAGACUGCGCGACGGCAACAAAGCUGGGAACACCAAGCAGCUGCUCUACUGCCGCAUUGGGAUUGGCUACCACUUACAGAUCCUGCCCAAUGGGACAGUAGGAGGGGUGCAUGAACACACCGAAUACAGCUGGCUGAAGGUGUUUGCGAUGGAGCAGGGGGUUGUAGGAGUGCAGGGUCUGGAGAGCGGGCUAUACCUGUCUAUGAACAAAGAUGGGAUCUCACAUGGAUUGAGCCAGUUUACGCCAGACUGCCUCUUCAGGGAGAGUCUGGAGGAGAACCAUUACACCACCUACUCCUCGCUCUCCUACCCAGGCUUCUACCUGGCCCUCUCCCCCAAAGGCGGGGCCAGGAGGGGAGGCAGCGUGAGCAAGGAGCAGCCCUGCACCCACUUCCUACCCCGGAGAGUCCUUCCCCAGGCAGAGAACAGCCCCCACUAA
Messenger RNA from Conger conger (European conger), 573 nucleotides. It is a transcript of the gene fgf9, whose product is annotated as fibroblast growth factor 9. Gene Ontology annotation, molecular function: fibroblast growth factor receptor binding; growth factor activity. NCBI's taxonomy places the organism in Eukaryota, Metazoa, Chordata, Actinopteri, Anguilliformes, Congridae. Bases 1 to 573 code for a protein of 190 amino acids. The transcript is spliced from 4 exons. Gene Ontology annotation, cellular component: cytoplasm. Gene Ontology annotation, biological process: positive regulation of cell population proliferation; regulation of cell migration; positive regulation of protein phosphorylation. The record is from RefSeq and is a predicted model, not a curated record.